GGAAAAAGACCCUCUGUCACCCUUUUCUCCAAACCCAUAAAAUUCCACAUAAUCAAUCAUCCUUGCCUUGAUAUAAUCUUGGCAGCAAUACAACAAACCUCAAGAAUUUAAUCAUUAUAACAAAAGUUGGUUGCAGAUUGUUAAGAUUACCAUUAGAAUCUGAGGUUUCUAUGAAUCAGAAACAAUUGGAAGAGAAGCUUACAGAGGAAACUUCUAUUAAUAAACCUGGGGAGGACUUUGUCACUUGUAUUUAUGUAGCCAAAGUUUCACAGUAUUUUCAUGCCAUAACUACAACAUGGUCCAAGAAUCUGACUAGCCACACCCUUUACAUCAUAGUGGAACACCUUUCUGAAGAAACAGAUUUCACAUGCAAAAUUGACCUAAAAUCCUGGCAAUUUUGGGGUAAGAAAGGUCUGAAAUCAUUCAAGGUGGGUGAAAACCGCACAGACAUUUAUUGGGAUUUGAGGUCAGCCAAAUUCUCCAGCAGGCCAGAGCCUGUAUCAGAUUAUUAUGUGGCAUUGGUCUCAGAAGGGGAGAUGGUAUUAUUGUUAGGUGAUCAAAAUAAAGAAGCAUUCAAGAGAACAAAAUCAAGACCUUCCAUGUUAGAUGCUGCUUUAGUGCACAAGAAGGAAACUGUUUAUGCAAAGAAAUGUUUUUGCACCAGAACAAUGUUAGGCCAGGGGAAAAAGCAACAUGAUAUCACUAUAGAAUCUGUCCUUUCAGGGCCAUAUGAUCCUGCUAUGUGGAUCAGUGUGAAUGGGACUGUGGCGAUCAGAGUAGCGAAUUUGAAUUGGAGAUUUCGGGGAAAUGAGACAGUUUUUUUGGAUAAUGUACCUGUGGAGAUCUUCUGGGAUGUCCAUGAUUGGUUGUAUAGUGGCCCUAACUUUGGCCCCGGCACUUUCAUUUUCAAGCAAGGUAAUGAAGGUAGUGGUAAGUUGGAAGAGAGAUAUUCAGAUUCUGAAGGCUAUAUCAAUGAUGAAAGUUCUGAUUUGCAAUCUCCAUGCACAGAAUUUUGUCAUUUUCUUUAUGCAUGGAAGACUGGAUAAUAACCGGUUCCUCCGGUCCUUUGGGAUAUCUAUAAAAUUGGAAUGAUACAGAGAAGACUGAAUGAGUAGCUUGUGCAUAUUUUGGAGCUCUGAGACCACAUCUAGAUGUGUUACCAUAUUGUCAUUGACGAAGCUGGAUUUCACGUUUUAAACAGAUAUAAGAUUUUUUUUGUUCUUUUUGCAAAUCGAUCCACUUAAAAAGGUUUAACUUAUUUUCUUUCACUAUGACCUAAAUAUAUUAGGUUUGUCAUGCAUAUUGUUGGAGAUAUCUUUUUGAAAAAAUGGA
Messenger RNA from Lycium barbarum (goji berry), 1332 nucleotides. RefSeq lists its product as uncharacterized. NCBI's taxonomy places the organism in Eukaryota, Viridiplantae, Streptophyta, Magnoliopsida, Solanales, Solanaceae. The coding region runs from base 171 to 1046 and encodes 291 amino acids. The transcript has 2 exons. The record is from RefSeq and is a predicted model, not a curated record.